Molecule: messenger RNA, 180 nt
Organism: Acanthoscelides obtectus
Lineage: Eukaryota; Metazoa; Arthropoda; Insecta; Coleoptera; Chrysomelidae
Source: the annotation of a GenBank genome assembly
AUGGGUUUGUUCCAUUGUGUCAGGGGGUUACGAGGGAGUGCAAACCUGGUAGCUGAAAGACUAGUAGAUGAAGCAGGAAAGUUUCUUGGAACACUGACUAAAGAAAUUGCACUUCCUGAAACAGGACUAUUCGCAAAGCCUAUCAGUUGUAUUUUGGACUACAAGAGGGAGCGAAGCUAA